GUUCAAAUUCGUGCUUCAAAAGUGUCGUUCGCUCUGUAAAGACCCAACGUCUUGGUGGGUACUACUUUUCGUACGAAUCGUUAAUCGUCCGCAUCGUGCUUUUCAACGUGUCGAAGAUCAAGUUACCACUCAUAUUUUUACGGGAAUGAUGGCUGUAGUUGCUGCUAUGUACGGAAGUCUUCACACACGACGUUUUCUCACCAAUUUCCACCACGCCAAGCAGAAUCUACCAACUGAUACAAAUUUCCACUUCACAAGUAACUAUAUUCAGAACAAGCAACUUAACUAACCGCGAACUUCAACUACGUAAUUUUUCAGCAUACGAGUCAUCAUCAUUAAAUUUUUCAGCAUACGAGUCAUCAUCAUUAUACUAGUAAAUUUCAUUUAACAGUAAAAACUUGAACUUCUGCUUCUCCAGGAUGGUGCAGGAAUUCCGUAUUGCAGGGGAGGAUGAGACCGAAGCGCCUGGCCUGUUAGGACUACUGAUGAAGGCGGAGAGCAAGGAAAUGAAGGAGGUGUUCAUUUUCGACAUGUCGGACUCAGAGGACGUGCAUGAGGCUAUGGGUACUAUUCACUUUCUAUCUAUUUUCUUGGAUUAUUUGCGUUUCACUUUCAAAAAAGAAACUUAUUGAAGGAAUCGAUCCCGCUUUUUCAUAUUCAAAAUCAACAUCACAGGUGAGAACGACGAGUACUGUCCGGAUUGGGCAUUUUACGAGACGAACGAUGAACGGCCUGCUCCCGGUACAGUGUCCCUGCCGGAAAACUGGUUCCAAAUGUCCUCCUGGUUCCUGCACAUUUCUACGGACGGGCAAAGUCUUGUAAUCAUCGUCGUGAUCAUGCAGCAGUGCCAGUGGAGCGGUGGAUUUUUUUCUCUGACGACAAUUAUCUCACUCAUGGUCUGCAGCAAGCCAGACUUCGAAGCUCACGCGCUCGCCAGCGUUUCUCAUUCUGUUCCCUGUCCGUGGAUGCACUGCAGUCGUUUGCGGAAGCAGCCACCAGCGUUGGUGUGGGAUAAAGGUAUUUUUCGCGAUUUCUUUUGGUUUUUUUUCUAUGUUUGCUGAGCCGCGUGCCCGCAGUCGACACGAGAAGUCUUGAUCGCACCCUGAAAAAACUUCAAAUCUAAAACCAACAACAGGGGCGGGCAAGGGUGCCACGGCGAGCGAAAUGAUUCAGAUGAAGAUGCCAGGCAACGAAAUUGUGUCCGAGGGUGGAAGUACUCCGCCAGACCUCAUGCAUUUCUAUGGUUUAACCAAAGCCGCAGCUUCUUACCAGGUGAAAGUGCUGAUCUGGAGAGCCUGCCUUUUCCUCUACUUCACUCUGUUUGUGUCAUUUUUUGUUGAAGAGAUCGCACCACUUUCAUUCUCGCAGCAUACACGCACGCGUACAGUAGCUACCACGUUACAGUAAAGUCCAUGUUUCUGUCUGGUUGUACACCCUGAACUGAUCAGCCGGGAUUUUCGAUGUUGUUUCUUCGUAUUGUCAUGUCGCAACGAGUUGCAAUUUUAGCUCUCCGCCUGCUUCUUGCGGUCCGCUGCUCUGGAGAAUUUGUCGAGUUGUAUUCAGCAUAAUUAUUAUGGCUAGAAGGCUCAUCCUUGCCAAGAACAAACAGAUCGUUCGCAUGUUGCAAGUAUGACCUUGCUGUGGGC
Amoebophrya sp. A120 is the source of this 1646-nucleotide messenger RNA. The record is from the annotation of a GenBank genome assembly. NCBI's taxonomy places the organism in Eukaryota, Dinophyceae, Syndiniales, Amoebophryaceae.